AUGGGUCUCACAUUCUCCAAGCUCUUCGACAAGCUAUGGGGAAAGAAGGAGAUGCGUAUUCUCAUGGUCGGUCUCGACGCUGCCGGAAAGACCACGAUUCUCUACAAGCUCAAGUUGGGUGAAAUCGUCACCACCAUCCCAACCAUUGGUUUCAACGUCGAGACUGUCGAGUACAAGAACAUCCAGUUCACCGUGUGGGAUGUCGGCGGUCAGGACAAGAUCCGUCCUCUGUGGAGGCAUUACUUCCAAAACACCCAGGGUAUCAUCUUCGUCGUCGACAGCAACGAUCGCGACCGUGUUGUCGAGGCGCGCGAGGAGCUCCAGCGCAUGCUGAACGAGGACGAGCUCAGGGAUGCUCUUCUCCUUGUCUUUGCCAACAAGCAGGAUUUGCCUAACGCCAUGAACGCUGCUGAAAUCACCGACAAGCUUGGUCUCCACAGCCUCCGACAACGUGCCUGGUACAUCCAGUCGACUUGCGCCACGUCUGGUGACGGUCUGUACGAGGGUCUCGAGUGGUUGAGCAACUCCCUCCGCAAGGCCGGUCACCAGUAA
Molecule: messenger RNA, 552 nt
Organism: Bipolaris victoriae FI3
Lineage: Eukaryota; Fungi; Ascomycota; Dothideomycetes; Pleosporales; Pleosporaceae
Exons: 4
Coding region: 1-552 (183 amino acids)
Biological process (GO): intracellular protein transport; vesicle-mediated transport
Cellular component (GO): cytoplasm; plasma membrane
Molecular function (GO): GTP binding; GTPase activity
Source: RefSeq, a predicted model, not a curated record